UGAAGAAGCAUGGCUUUCAAAAAUAGUACAGACCACAAAGUACAAAACGAAGGAACAUGUUGGAGAAUGCCCAGAGCUUUAUAAAAUUGGUAUGAAUUUCGGUGACGAAAAUUGUGAUUUCAAAGAUCAUGUUGCACAACAUGAAGAGGGCCUUGUAUUUGCUUGA
Messenger RNA from Dentiscutata heterogama, 166 nucleotides. The record is from the annotation of a GenBank genome assembly. Lineage: Eukaryota; Fungi; Glomeromycota; Glomeromycetes; Diversisporales; Gigasporaceae.